GAAAAGGGAACUGGGCGUAGGGCGGGAGGAAGUGCCGCCGCCGACUGCGGAAAACGCGUGGCCUCUCCGUAUCCCCCGUCACUUCUCUUCCUUCCUGCCGGGUUGGGCCAUGCUGGGGCUGUGGCUGCGUCUGCUAGCACUGCUGGGAGGCGCGCUGGCCCCGAGCGGCGCCUUCAACCUGGACGUGGAGCGCCCGGCUGUGUACUCGGGCCCGCAGGGCAGCUACUUCGGCUUCGCCGUGGACUUCUUCGCUCCCGACCCGUCCUCGGUAUUUCUUCUGGUGGGAGCUCCAAAAGCAAACACUACCCAGCACAACAUUGUAGAAGGAGGCCAGGUGCUGAAAUGUAACUGGAAUUCCAACAGAAACUGCCAGCCAAUUGUAUUUGACUCUACAGGUAACAGAGAUUUUGCUCCUGAUGAUCCACUAGAAUUUAAAUCUCAUCAGUGGUUUGGAGCCUCUGUGAGAUCUAAAACUGAUAAAAUUCUGGCCUGUGCUCCACUCUACCACUGGAGAACUGAAACAAAACAAGAGAGAGAGCCUGUAGGAACUUGUUACCUGCUUGCUGGAUCUAAAUCUGUGGAAUAUGCACCCUGCAGGUCAACCACUAUUGAUGCUGAUGGACAGGGAUUUUGUCAAGGUGGAUUUAGUAUUGACUUUACAAAGGGAGACAGAGUGCUGCUUGGAGGACCUGGAAGUUUUUACUGGCAAGGCCAACUUAUUUCUGAUCGAGUAACAGAGAUUGUGGCUAAAUAUGACUCCAAAGUCUACAGUGCAAAGUAUGAUGACCAGUUAGCAACCAGACCUGCCAGUGCUGCUUUUGAUGACAGCUACUUGGGUUAUUCGGUGACUGUUGGAGACUUCAAUAGUGAUGGCAUAGAAGACUUUGUAUCAGGAGUCCCAAGAGCAGCAAGAACUCUAGGCAUGGUGUCUAUUUAUAAUGGGAAAAACAUGUCUUCUAUGUACAACUUCACUGGAGAGCAGAUGGCUGCUUAUUUUGGGUAUUCAGUUGCUGCCACAGAUAUCAAUAGGGACAAUUAUACAGAUUUGUUUAUUGGAGCCCCUCUUUUUAUGGAUCGAAGUUCUGAUGGGAAACUUCAAGAAGUCGGCCAAGUUUCCAUUUGCCUUCAACGAGCCUCUGGAGGGUUUCACAUCACAAAACUGAAUGGUUUUGAGAUAUUUGCAAGAUUCAGCAGUUCUAUUGCACCUCUGGGGGAUCUAGAUCAGGAUGGCUUCAAUGAUAUUGCAGUUGCUGCACCAUAUGGUGGAGAGGGCAAGAGAGGACUUGUCUAUAUCUACAAUGGAAGAGCAAAUGGUUUGAAUGCAGUCCCAUCUCAGAUUCUUGAAGGGCAGUGGGCUGCUCGAACUAUGCCACCGAGUUUUGGGUACUCGCUGAAAGGAGCUACAGAUGUGGACAAAAAUGGAUACCCAGAUUUGAUUGUUGGAGCCUUUGGUGUUGACAGAGCUGUUUUGUAUAGGGCUAGACCAGUUAUUAGAGUAAAUGCUGCCCUGGAAGUUAAUCCAACCAUUCUAAACCCAGAGAACAAAGCCUGUUCACUGUCAGAUGUAAAGGUUUCUUGCUUCAAAGUAAAGUUUUGCUUAAAAGCAGAUGGCAAAGGAAAGCUCCCUAAUUCACUCAAUUUCCAAGUGGAGCUGCUGUUGGAUAAACUUAAGCAGAAAGGAGCUAUAAGGAGAGCUCUCUUUCUUCACAGUAAACAGCCUAGCCACUCUAAGAACAUGACUAUUACCAAGGGGGGGAAAAUGAAUUGUGAAGAACUCGAUGCCUUUUUGAGGGAUGAAUCUGAAUUUAGAGACAAACUAACUCCCAUUACUAUCUUUAUGGAAUAUCGUCUGGAUUACAGAACAGCUGCAGAUGCAACAGGAUUGCAGCCUAUCCUCAACCAGUUCACUCCAGCUAAUAUGAGCAGACAGGCACAUAUUCUGCUGGAUUGUGGUGAUGAUAAUGUCUGCAAACCAAAGCUGAAGGUUUCAGUAGAAAGUGAUCAGAAGCAGAUCUAUAUUGGUGAUGACAAUCCUUUGACAUUAAUUGUCAGUGCUCAGAAUCUAGGAGAAGGAGCCUAUGAAGCCGAGCUCUUUGUCAUUGUUCCACCGCAAGCAGAUUUCAUUGGUGUUGUUCGUAACAACGAGGCUUUAGCAAGACUGUCUUGUGCAUUUAAAACAGAGAAUCAAACUCGCAUGGUAGUUUGUGACCUGGGAAAUCCCAUGAAAGCAGGAAUUAAGCUAUUAGCUGGCCUGCGUUUCAGUGUGCACCAGCAGUCUGAAAUGGAUACCUCUGUGAAGUUUGACUUGCAAAUUCGAAGUUCCAACCUGUACGAUAAUCUAAGUCCAGUAGCAUUCUAUCAGGCUGACCUUGCUAUUUUAGCAGCUGUUGAAAUUAGAGGUGUAUCGUCUCCUGAUCACAUAUUCCUUCCUGUUGCAAACUGGCAGCCAAAAGAGAAUCCAGAAACAGAAGAUGAUAUUGGGCCUCUAGUGCAGCAUAUCUAUGAGCUAAGAAACAAUGGUCCAAGUGCAUUCAGCAAGGUGAUGAUGACUCUGCAGUGGCCUUACAAAUACAAAAACUACACAUUGCUGUAUAUUGUUCAGUAUGAAAUUGAUGGUCCCAUGAACUGCACUUCUGAUAUGGAAAUCAAUCCAUUAAAAAUUAAGGUUUCUGCUUCUAAAGAUGAUGAUAAGAAUGAAACACUUAGCAGGGAAGAUAAUCGCCAUCAUCGUAUCAGUCGAAGGGAUAUAACUGCCAUUGAAGGAGAUGUGCAUACUUUGGGCUGUGGAACUGCUGAUUGUUUAAAGAUAGUCUGUCAAGUUGGCCACCUGGAAAGGGGAAAGAGUGCAAUAUUGUAUUUAAAAUCACGCCUUUGGACCCAAACUUUCAUGAAUAAAGAAAAUCAGAAUCACUCCUAUUCUCUCAAAUCUUCUGCUUCUUUCAAUGUUAUAGAAUUUCCUUAUAAGAACCUUUCCUUUGAAGAUGUCCACAAUUCUACAGUAGUUACUACAAACAUUACAUGGGGUAUUCAACCACAGUCUAUGCCUGUGCCAGUGUGGGUUAUAAUUUUGGCUGUCGUAGCAGGAUUAUUGCUCUUGGCUGUUCUAGUAUUUGUUAUGUACAGGAUGGGCUUUUUCAAACGCGUGAGACCACCUCAGGAAGAGCAAGAAAGAGAACAACUGCAACCACAUGAAAAUGGGGAAGGAACAUCAGAAGCUUAAGAAGAGUUUUAUCUCUAAAGAGGCACAUACUAACUUGCGUCUAAAAAAAUGGGAAUCAUAGGCAAGAAAGAAGAUCUAGUCACAAAUUAUACUGUGUCACAAGAAGACUUAUUUCCUACAAAAAAUUGUAUAUUGAAAGUAAGUAUUUCUUAUUUUAUACCUGCCACAUCACUGCAGAAAUAGUGAAUUUUUGUCCUUUGGUUAGGAAAAUUCUCAGGAGGGUGGUGCUUCUUGUUGUAUUAUUAGACCAAUUUUACUUUAGUAUUAUGUUCUUCUUGUUUAACAAUCAUACUGAUCUUUGUGAGUGGGUAACAGUAAGUAUUUUGUGUCGCAAUAAAGACAUGCUCAUUUUAUAUUGCUAGAACACUUACUUAGAAAUAAAUGUUGUGCUAGUGAACCCUUUAGAAAAAUCUCUGAACUACCGAGUUCCCUGGAUUGCUAGUAGAGAAUUUGUUAACCUAAAGAAAAUAAUAAAAAAGGACACUACAAAGAAGAAAAACUGAUACUUGUGUUUUAAUUAACAGCUUCCAGUGGCCUUAGAGUAGCUACACCCAAUGUACAUAAGGAAACAUUACAGCCGUAUUGAAAACAUGAUUCUUGUCAUGUGUUCAGUAUACACAGACCUCGUUUUUGUUAAAUAAAACACCUUCAGUUAGUUAUCAGCAUAGUGAUUGUUGUUUAGUAGUUCCAAAUUAACGCAUUAUUGAGAAAUUAGACAACAGCUGUCUCAUUACAGCAACAAGGCAAGAGUGUUUUUUCAAAUUCCCAUCUUAUGCCAUCACCUUCUUAAACAAAAUGAUGGUCCAUGUCUUGAGGUUACUUAGAACACAAAUCCACUGCUUCCACUUAAGUUAUGCUGCUUUAUGUUGCCUGGUUUUCUGACUCUUUGCAUAUACACAUAACAUUUUAUUGUAUGCUUUUAGUAAGUUAAUUACUAAUACAUUAAUACUUUGUUACAUUGUUCUUUGUUAAUAUGGUCAGUUCAAGUGACUAAGAACACUGAAAAAUUGAAAAUACUUCUUUUUUUAAAUAUAACACUCAAAUGUGAGAAGCAAAAAAAAAAGUCAAAUACCACAUUACUUUUUACAAUUUCACAUGCAGUCUGAACCUGUUACUGUUUUUCAGACAGUUUUUCAGAAUCUAUUUAUAUUUACAUUUUUGUGUCAUUUGUGUACAUGCUUUUCAGUCCCUGACAAAAUACCAGAUGCCAUGUUAUAUCUCUUCAGUGGCUGCUGCUGCUGUUUGUAAUUUGUUUGGAGUGAGCACUCUUUAAAGACUGCAGGAGUUACUGCUGGACAUACUUCCUCAAGUAAAUACUUGAGUAGUUGAUAUAAGUAACUUAUGAGCUUUCAUUCCUUUUCACAGAAAAUUUUGUCAAGAAAACAUACCACUGAUUAUGAUUUUUUUU
Messenger RNA from Melopsittacus undulatus (budgerigar), 4628 nucleotides. It is a transcript of the gene ITGAV, whose product is annotated as integrin subunit alpha V. Gene Ontology annotation, biological process: cell-matrix adhesion; integrin-mediated signaling pathway; cell adhesion mediated by integrin. Gene Ontology annotation, molecular function: integrin binding. The record is from RefSeq and is a predicted model, not a curated record. NCBI's taxonomy places the organism in Eukaryota, Metazoa, Chordata, Aves, Psittaciformes, Psittaculidae. Gene Ontology annotation, cellular component: external side of plasma membrane; integrin complex. The transcript is spliced from 31 exons. The coding region runs from base 110 to 3220 and encodes 1036 amino acids.